AUACAUGUUUAUUGCUUUUGGGGCUUCAUUAGAUGGAUGGAAGCAAUGUAGACCAGUUAUAGUGGUAGAUGGAACAUUUUUAAAGACGAAAUGUGGAGGUACACUGUAUGCAGCUUGUGUUAAAGAUGGAAACAAUCAAAUUUUUCCUCUCGCCUUUGGAAUUGGGGAUUCAGAAAAUGACAAUGCAUGGAUAUGGUUCUUUACAAGACUAAAAGAAGCAAUAGGAGAACGAGAAAACUUAUGCAUAGUAUCUGACAGGCAUAAAAGCAUAAAAAAUGCAGUUGAACAAGUGUAUCCUGGUGUAUAUCAUGGAGUUUGUCUUUAUCAUUUGAAGCAAAAUCUAAGGACUAAGUUUAGGGGAUUACAUGUGCAUGCCAUAUUUGAAACUGCUUCAAGAGCGUACUCAGCUCAAGAAUAUUAUUCUGCCAUGGCUGAAUUACAGAAAAUUAGCCCUGAAAUGACUACUUAUCUUUUGGAAGCAAAACCAGAAAAAUGGGCUCGGCCAUUCUUUCCAACGAAGAGGUAUAACAUUCUUACAAGUAACAUUGCCGAAUCUAUAAAUGCAGCAAUUGUGCAUGCGAGAGAAUUGCCUAUAACGUCGUUAAUAGAAGCUAUAAGAGAGAUGCUUCAAAGAUGGUUUUCAACAAGAAAAGAAGCAGCAAUUAACCAAUUUGUUGAGGUGACAAAAUGGGCAAAUGAUGAAAUGGAAAUCAAACUUGAUGUGGCAUUUCGAAUGAAGGUAGAUGCAAUUGAUGCAAUGAAAUCUAGUGUCACAUAUGGUGAUCGAGUGUUUGUUGUCGACUUGGAACAACAUAUGUGCACAUGUAAUGAAUUUCAACUAGAGGGAAUUCCAUGUGCACAUGCUAUUGCAACAAUUGAAAGCAAGUACUUGGACAAGUACAAAUUUUGCUCAAAUUGGUAUAAAAAUUCUGUUUUGAAAGAGACAUAUGCAGGAUCAAUUAAUCCUCUUCCAGAUAAAGAUGAUUGGAGUGUCCCAGAUGAAAUUAUAGGAGAUAGCAUGAAAGCUCCAAAAUUCAAAGUAAAACAAGGACGUCCCAAGAAAAAAAGAUUUCCAUCAACAGGAGAAUUUCCCAAGCAUGUUCGAACAGUCAAGUGUGGAAAUUGCGGAAUAUUGGGGCAUAAUAGAAAGAAUUGUAAAAGCCAACCAAUUCUAAAAUAAGGAUAACAUUGAGUUGUGAAUUGCAUACAUAUCAUGAUCAUUGAGAUUGAUUAUUGUCCUUGAGAACAGUGCAUUAUGCAUGAAAGCAUAAACUGUUGUUAUCUGUUGCAGUCUAAAGACUAUAAAGAUGCAAUGUUAUACAUAUUUGUUGCGUUGUGGACUUGUGGAUAAGAAUGUUUAUACAUUUAUUAAAGUACAUUUGUUUUUUAUUA
This is a messenger RNA of Humulus lupulus (European hop), 1392 nucleotides long. RefSeq lists its product as uncharacterized. The record is from RefSeq and is a predicted model, not a curated record. Gene Ontology annotation, molecular function: zinc ion binding. The transcript has 2 exons. The coding region runs from base 5 to 1180 and encodes 391 amino acids. Lineage: Eukaryota; Viridiplantae; Streptophyta; Magnoliopsida; Rosales; Cannabaceae.